AUUGUAUAGGAUAGUUAUCAAAUAACUAAGAAAAAAAGAAAAGGGAAAGUAAAGCUUUUUCAUUGAUGGCUCAAGAAACAGUGGCGAAGAAAAAGAAAAGCAAAGCAAAAGAAGAACACAAUCACGCACUCAAACUCGACCUAUUUGCUGUUUUUUCAAACUGAAUCAAUCUCUGUUCUUUGGCUAUUCUCAAUCAUCCACAUGGCUCGCUGGCUUCUCUUUCUCAUCAUUCUCAGCCUUCUCGCAUUAACUUUCCUCUCAGAGGUACAAUCAGCAUCCUUCAAGAUUGUGAACAAGUGUCGCCACACGAUAUGGCCGGGAUUACUCUCCGGCGCCACCUCGCCGCCGCUUCCCACCACCGGAUUCGCCCUCCUCAGCGGAGAAUCCAAGACGUUAAAAAUCCCGAAAUCUUGGUCUGGUCGGAUAUGGGCACGGACCCUCUGCGGUCAAGACUCCGACGGAAAGUUCUCUUGCGGCACCGCCGACUGCGGCUCCGGCAAAGUAGAGUGCGUCGGCGGUGCCAAGCCGCCGGCGACAUUGGCAGAGCUCACCCUGAACGGCGCAGACGGGCUGGACUUCUACGACGUAAGUUUGGUCGACGGUUACAACCUUCCGAUGCUGAUCGUGGCGAAGGACGGCACCAGGGGCGGGUGCAGCGCCACGGGGUGUCUCGUCGACCUCAACGGCGGGUGUCCAGCGGAGCUAAGGGUGGCACGUGUGAACGGCAGCCGCAAGAGCGUGGCGUGCCGGAGCGCGUGCGAGGCCUUCGGUGAUCCUAGUUUUUGCUGCAGCGGCGCGUACUCGACGCCUGACACGUGUGGUCCCUCUCCAUAUUCUCUGUUCUUCAAGCACGCAUGCCCACGCGCGUAUAGCUACGCGUAUGAUGACAAGACGAGCACCUACACAUGUGCUUCCGCGAACUAUUUGAUCAUUUUCUGCCCCUUGCCCUACACCAGCCAGAAAGUUUUGGGAGCACGAAAAGAUGGGGCACAACUUCCUCUGGUAAACAAAACUAUGAUGUACUUAUCAAGGCUUCAGUCAAGUGGUUCUUCGCCAUUAGUUGUUGUUCAAACGCAGAGCAUAGCUUAUGUUGCCUCUGUUUUAGUGGCUCUGUUCCUGUUCUGCCCUCUAUGACACCAUUUAUGGACAUUUCAGAUAGAUAGUUUCACCAAAAUAGCUGUGUAAGCUCUUCAUGCUGCUCGUCAUCAUGCAGGAGUUGAAGGAUAUAUCAUAUAGGAAAAACACUGUAAAUCCUUUUUUUUCUUUUUGUUUAUAUUGUCUCUUUUUUUCCCACUUUUAAUACAUCAAACUGCAGUAGUUGAUCUCCGGCGAUCCUUCACUUGUUAUUUUAUGAACAUGGAGGGAUUACCAAUUUGCAAAGUUCUCUGCAGUUAAUUUUAUUUUACUUGUUCUGAGAAAGAUAGAUUGUAAUGAGUGCAACAGUGUGUACACGAGAAUAGGCUUAUCGGGUGAUCACUAUUGAGCUUCGUGCACAAUUUUGGUUU
This is a messenger RNA of Vigna radiata var. radiata (mung bean), 1505 nucleotides long. Its product is annotated as thaumatin-like protein 1b. Gene Ontology annotation, biological process: defense response. The coding region runs from base 202 to 1134 and encodes 310 amino acids. The transcript is spliced from 3 exons. NCBI's taxonomy places the organism in Eukaryota, Viridiplantae, Streptophyta, Magnoliopsida, Fabales, Fabaceae. The record is from RefSeq and is a predicted model, not a curated record. Gene Ontology annotation, cellular component: extracellular region.